CGGUUCUGAGUCAAAAUUACCGAAUUGGUCGCUUGUACGACCAAAUGAUUGUCUGCUAUGCUAUAAUUCCGAGCGGAAUUAUACACUAGGAACCGAAUACAAACGUACCCAGCGGGACCUACAAAGAUGCACCAAUCAGAAUAGAUAA
This is a messenger RNA of Ambispora gerdemannii, 148 nucleotides long. Lineage: Eukaryota; Fungi; Glomeromycota; Glomeromycetes; Archaeosporales; Ambisporaceae. The record is from the annotation of a GenBank genome assembly.